Pangasianodon hypophthalmus (striped catfish) is the source of this 2345-nucleotide messenger RNA. It is a transcript of the gene chst7, whose product is annotated as carbohydrate (N-acetylglucosamine 6-O) sulfotransferase 7. Gene Ontology annotation, cellular component: Golgi membrane. Gene Ontology annotation, biological process: carbohydrate metabolic process; N-acetylglucosamine metabolic process. The record is from RefSeq and is a predicted model, not a curated record. Lineage: Eukaryota; Metazoa; Chordata; Actinopteri; Siluriformes; Pangasiidae. Gene Ontology annotation, molecular function: N-acetylglucosamine 6-O-sulfotransferase activity; chondroitin 6-sulfotransferase activity. The transcript is spliced from 2 exons. Bases 100 to 1362 code for a protein of 420 amino acids.
UGGUGUAGAGGCGCUGAAGCUAGAGGAGAGGAGAGGAGUGGAGUAGAGAGGAGAGGAGUAGAGAGGAGAGGAGACACCCAGCCGAAGCUCGCCGAGGAAAUGAAGCGGCGGCUGCACAAGAAGUAUAUCCUCCUAAUCCUCGGCUAUUCCGUGGUCUUGCUCCUCAUCCCGUACGUGUUGGACUACCACAGCAAGUCGGCUCAGGUGCGCCAUGGAGCUCGGGAGCAGCGGCAGCAGCAGCAGCGGUGUCCGGAUCUGGAGAACACCAUGGCGCUGUGGAACGCGACCGAGCCCGCGGAGGAGAGCGCAGGAACCAGGAACCGCACCAGAACGCACAUCUAUCUCCAUGCCACAUGGAGGACAGGCUCGUCCUUCCUAGGGGAGCUGUUUAACCAGCACCCGGAUGUGUUCUACCUGUACGAGCCGAUGUGGAACAUGUGGCAGGCGCUGUAUCCGGGCGACGCGGGGAGUCUGCAGGGCGCAGUGCGGGACAUGAUGAACUCGCUGUUCCGCUGCGACUUCUCCGUGCUCAGGCUGUACGCGGGCUCAGCCAACAUCAGCACCUCGUUCAUCUUCGGCUGGAAGACUAACAAAGUGAUCUGCUCCCAGCCUCUGUGUGCGGCGUACAAAAAGCACCAAGUGGGACUCGUCCAAGGAGACGUGUGCGCCAAGUGCGCGCCCAGAGACAUCCGAGAGCUGGAGAGGGAGUGCAAAAAAUAUCCCGUGAUGGUUAUUAAGGAUGUCAGAGUGUUAGAUCUGGGAGUGCUGGUGCCUCUGAUGCGAGAUCCUACACUCAAUUUACAGAUCAUCCAGCUGUUCAGGGAUCCUCGAGCCGUGCACAACUCCAGGCUCAAGUCCAAGCUGGCGCUUGUGCGUGAAAGCAUCCAGAUUCUGCGGAGCAAGAAGCAGAGUGACAAGUACAAGCGGCUGCUGUCGCCUGGGAACAGGGUGAACCGUGCUGAGAGCUACGUGGCCGGUGCCAUGGAGCUCAUCUGCGACAACUGGCUCAGUGACAUGCUCCUGGUGAACAGUGCACCUCCAUGGCUCAAGCGCAACUACCUGCAGAUCCGCUACGAGGACCUGGUGCUGCAUCCGACCAGCGAGCUGCACCGACUCUACCGCUUCGCCAGCCUGAGCUCAUCUCCAGAGCUGGAGCAGUUUGUGACGAACAUGACGCGAGGACAGGGAUACUCCUCAGACCGGCCCUUCCUCAUCUCAGCGAGGGACGCCAAGGAAGCCAUCUUCGCCUGGAGAGAGAGGCUGAGCGUGGAGCAGGUGGGCCAGGUGGAGGCUUACUGCAGCGAGGUGAUGCGCCACCUGGGGUACGAAAAGAAGAACCUGGAGCAGAGCUACAAAGCCUAAAGAGAAGAAUGAGGACUGUGAGAGAAGAGAACAGGCUGAAGUGAAGCUACAGCGAGAUGCAGGAACACCGUCCGUCACCGGUCUGUGGAGGAUUGACACUAGGAACAGUUCCAGUCUGAGAGCAGACGCUCCACAGCGGCGCGAGUCCGAGUCCGACACCGAGGCUUCCGAGGACACUGAUUAUAACCUGGAGGAGAUUAAACACUAACUAUGACAUUGACGCUGAGACGCCUAGGAGAUGACCGAGCUGGCCGCGUAUGGAUCGUCGGCCAUGUUUGAUCAGCGCUAAUCCUCCAAUUCCCUUAAUCAGCUACAGGACAUGGAGCUCAGAGCUCUGGGCUUCAUUGUGUGUGUGUGUGUGUGUGUGUUUAGCCUGUGAUAUGAAAACUGAAGUGCCGUUUCACUGUCACACUUUAUCUUUCACGUACAUGAGGAAUGGAAAGUUUGUUAAACACCAUAUUCUUUCAGAAACCUUCUGAAUAGAAACAUUUACAAACACUUAAUAAUGCAGUGUAGGCAUUUCAUUAAAGUCUGAAACAGUGCACAGUAGUGUAUCAUGAGAGCGACAGGAAGCGCCUCUUAGCACAGGUUACAUGUUGGUCAAACAUUUGAAUGUUUGGUAACACAAUACCUAAGGGCAGUGUUCAUAAGGUUUCAUAUGUCAGGUGGCUCUUCCUGCUGUCUGAUAUACACUUACAUAGACAUUUAUGUGGCUAAUUGCAAUUCGCAUCAGCUCUCAUCAAGAUGACUCUGGUCAAAAUAUUCAUAACUCUGUUAUAAGAGUAUCAUGAAAAUGUCGUAUGAAUUCAUAAAAAUAUUGUAAGUAGAAAAAUAUAGAUAGAAAAUAUACAUAGCUCUGUCACGACGUGGUCAUAGGUGUUCAUAAAAUCUUGUAACUUUGUUUAAGGGCUAGAGAAAAUAUACAUAACUCUGGCAUGGCAGUGUCAUGUCAUGGUCACAGGUGUUCAUAAAGAUGUUAUAAA